CCACCAUACCACGCACCUUUAUAUAUAUAUACUCUCUUUUUAAUUUGUGUCAAAACCAACACCCCAAAUUAUCAAUAUAUCCAAAAUAAUGAGGCAGCUUCCAUUUGCAGCCCUGCUCAUUGCCACAUUGCUCCUCAUUUCCUCUGUCUCAGCUAUCGAAUCCCCAGCCCCAUCCCCGGCCUCAGGAUUGGGAUGUGAUGGGAAAUGCGAGAAUCGGUGUGCAAGAUCGGGAUGGAAAGAUAGGUGCCUCAAGUAUUGCGGGAUCUGUUGCGGGAAAUGCAACGGCUGUGUGCCAUCCAGUCCUUAUGCCGAUAAGACUGAAUGCCCUUGUUACCGUGAUCUCAAGAACCCCAAGGGCAAAGACAAGUGUCCUUGAUUUAUAAGAAUAUUAAUUAAUUGUUUAACGAACAAUAUUUAUGUUUUUAGUUACUGCCUAUAUAUCGUGGAGAGUGAUCGAUGUUUCAAAUUUAAUCGAUUUCAGAUAAUAUUCCAGAGUAUAAUUUUAAAAUUUAAA
Erigeron canadensis is the source of this 514-nucleotide messenger RNA. RefSeq names its product peamaclein-like. The transcript is spliced from 2 exons. The record is from RefSeq and is a predicted model, not a curated record. Lineage: Eukaryota; Viridiplantae; Streptophyta; Magnoliopsida; Asterales; Asteraceae. Bases 89 to 376 code for a protein of 95 amino acids.